GGAGCCGCCGUCGGAGCGGCCUCUGCAGUCAGUGAGCGCGGAGCAUCUGGAGGAGAGCUGGCCGGCUGGGGAGGCGGUGGAGGACGGGGAGAGCGAAGCAGAAGGAGGAUCCGGGAGUCAGCGAAAACAAAAAAGGGGGUCAGGCCUGGAACUUGGCGAAGCGGUCACUCAUCUGGCGAUGCCGUCCAACACAGUCGCCGCCGCCGCCGCGUUCAAGAGCUCCGACUUCAACUGUGACACCAACGGAAAUCAAACGAAUGAGAGCUCUAGAAUGGACACAAUGAUAAUUGACGAGAUGCCUUCGCUCUGCACUCCUGUCCGCAAGGUUGGACGGCCUGGCCGCAAACGCAAGCACCUCCCCGUGGAGGGUUACGGGCCAGUGGAUCAGCCGGUGGGCGUGGCUAAGCAGCACAAAGGGGUGGAGCUCCAGUCGUCUUUGCAGUCCCAGAAUGGAGAUGUUGAGAGGCAUGAGAAGAAAUCGUGCGAAGGUCGCCACCCCACGCUGGACAAGAAUGCUGUGGAAAACGGGCUCCCACGCCAAUCAGGCUGCCGGGCCGAGUCGGCCUCCGAUUCGAGCCUGAGCCCAUCCCAGGACUCAGAGAAGUACGACGAGGAGACACUGCCAACUCUGCCUCGCAAGAAACGAGGGAGACGGAAACUGGAGCGGCCGACUAAAUACGUGGAGCACAAGGAGGACGAGGGUGGGGACUCUGCAAAGAAUGAGGGAGCUCGAGGGAGGCUCCGUGGGGGAGUGGGCUGGGAAGUCAGCCUCCGUCAAAGACCCAUGCCCAGAGUAACCUUCCAGGCCGGUGACCCUUAUUACAUUAGCAAGAGGACCAGGGAGGAGUUGCUGGCCAAGUGGAAGUUGGAGUUCCCUACGUUGCAGGCAGAGAAGAAGGCAAAUCUGGUGUCUGUGAUGAACUCAAUGGAGGACCAUGGCGAGGUAGAGUCGGAGCAUCAAAAAGAAAGCUCCAUAAUCACCGUCCCACUACUCUUUCCUCCACCGAUGCCGCCAACACAGCAGCAACCGCCACAGCCUCAAGCUCAACCUCAGACCAACCUCAAAUCCCAGCCUUCUCCCCAGCAGCAACCUCCACCAUUCCAACAGCAGCAGCAGCAGCAGCCUACAGACCCAGCCUCUCCAACCGUUGCCACCACCCCAGAGCCCGUGUCUAUAGGGGACGGAGACAAAACCUCACCCAAGUCCACUGACACAGAGACGGAGUACGAGGAUGGCCGAGGUUUCGGCAUUGGUGAGCUUGUGUGGGGAAAGUUACGAGGAUUCUCCUGGUGGCCCGGUCGGAUUGUAUCCUGGUUAAUGACUGGACGCAGCCGGGCGGCUGAGGGCACUAGAUGGGUCAUGUGGUUCGGUGACGGCAAGUUUUCUGUGGUCUGUGUCGAGAAACUGUUGCCUUUAAGUUCCUUCCACAACGCCUUUCACCAGCCAACCUACAAUAAACAACCAAUGUACAAGAAAGCCAUCUUUGAAGUGCUACAGGUAGCCAGCACUAGAGCAGGCAAGACCUUCCUCACAUGCCCGGAGAGUGACGACACUGACACUUCUAAGUCAGUAGACAUGCAAAACAAACAGAUGAUUGAAUGGGCCAUGACGGGAUUUCAGCCCACCGGACCUAAAGGUCUAGAGCCGCCUGAAGAGGAACGUAACCCCUACAAGGAAGUGUAUCCAGAGAUGUGGGUGGAGCCGGAAGCGGCGGCCUACACGCCCCCACCAGCAAAAAGGCCCCGCAAGAGCACAGCCACAGAGAAACCCAAGGUCAAAGACAUCAUCGACGAGCGGACUCGAGAGAGGCUUGUAUACGAAGUUCGUCAGAAAUGUAGAAACAUUGAAGACAUCUGCAUCUCUUGUGGCAGCCUUAAUGUUUCCCUGGAGCACCCACUCUUCAUUGGAGGAAUGUGCCAAAGCUGUAAGAACUGCUUCCUAGAAUGUGCUUAUCAAUACGAUGACGAUGGCUACCAGUCCUAUUGUACUAUCUGCUGUGGAGGGAGGGAAGUACUCAUGUGCGGAAACAAUAACUGUUGCAGGUGUUUCUGUGUGGAGUGUGUGGAUCUGUUAGUGGGGCCCGGCGCGGCGCAGGCAGCUAUUAAAGAAGACCCGUGGAACUGCUAUAUGUGUGGGCCGAAGGCUCAGUACGGCCUGCUGGAGCGCCGAGCCGAUUGGCCUUGCAGACUGCAGCACUUCUUUGCCAACAAUCACGACCAGGACUUUGAACCACCGAGGCUCUACCCUUCGGUUUUGGCAGAGAAAAGGAAACCCAUUCGCGUCCUGUCACUUUUUGAUGGGAUCGCAACAGGGCUGCUGGUUCUGAAGGAGCUGGGGAUCCAGGUGGAGCGUUACGUGGCCUCAGAAGUAUGCGAGGACUCAAUCACUGUGGGCAUCGUUCGGCACCAGGGACGCAUCAUGUACGUGGGAGACGUGAGAAACGUCACCCGUAAGAACAUUCAGGAAUGGGGUCCGUUUGAUCUUGUCAUCGGUGGAAGUCCGUGCAAUGACUUGUCCAUAGUGAAUCCUGCAAGAAAAGGUCUCUACGAGGGCACGGGUCGACUCUUCUUCGAGUUUUACCGGCUGUUACACGAGGCCCGACCUAAAGAAGGAGAUAACAGGCCGUUCUUCUGGCUCUUUUAGAAUGUGGUGGCCAUGGGCGUCAGCGACAAGAGGGACAUCUCUCGCUUUUUGGAGUGCAACCCAGUGAUGAUCGAUGCCAAGGAGGUGUCCGCUGCCCACAGAGCUCGUUACUUUUGGGGUAACCUGCCCGGCAUGAACAGACCGUUGAGCGCCAUGUGCACUGAUAAACUGGACCUUCAAGACUGCUUGGAGCAUGGCAGGACAGCUAAGGUACCUCUCAGACUCGUCCUCAAUCGAUUUCUGGAUGCGGCAGUUUAAAUCGGUUUCUUUUCGCAUCUUUUUACAGUUCGAUAAAGUGCGGACCAUCACCACUCGGUCAAAUUCCAUAAAGCAGGGCAAAGACCAGCACUUCCCUGUCUUCAUGAAUGAAAAAGAGGACAUCCUUUGGUGCACUGAGAUGGAGAGGUAUGACGAAAUGCCUUUACGACGUUCUAAGCUAUAAGUCCAGAUGUAAAUGUGUAAUGUCACACUGACAUGUGUUCAACAGAGAGAUCUCGAAGGGCCUCUUCAGUGAACAGUGAGUUUUACUUUAUAUUGAUUGAAUCAUCAGUCAUCUACUGCCUCACUGAAACCAUAUCCUGCUCAGAAGAACAAUCGAUCAAUACAGUGAGACAUACAUUGAUAUAAACAUUGAUGCGCACCAUGAAAUGCCAUGACAAACACUAUUUUUACCUGGCUCGAUUUAAACCUAUAAAAUCUUUUUUGGGGGAUUCAAACACAAGUUGUCAGUUAAGACAAAUAAGAAAGUCAACGCGCUGUUGCUUGGUCGAGUUUAAACUAAUGCAAUGAAAAAUUACAAAAACAUAAAUAAAAUGUAAAUAUAAAUACUGAUUCAAAUAUUUCAAAAAAAUCCAAUGAUAUGCCAAUGGUACUGUUUAUAUACAGACUAAGCCAAAACAGGAAAUCAUUUUCUUUGAUCACGGAUAACCAGCGACAUUUAAAAGCCUUGUUUUAGUAUAGUGCACGAUUAACAGGUGAUAUCAGUAUGGACAUCAGCACAGAUAUACUACACAUGCAAUAGAGUCACGUGUCUGACCUUCGAAUGGGUAUAAAUGAUAGAAACACUAAAUGUUUUGUACCCCUAGUGCUGACCACUUGUGAUCUCCCACUUGAUAUUAUUAUUCAAAAGGGAUUUUUGUUGGACAGAAAGUUCAUGCCCAUGAGCAUCAAUACAUUCGGUCCAGUUUCUUUGUCCCUUUUUUAAUGACGUUUUCAGUGAACUACUUAUUAGUAAAAACUGUAAUAUCAUUACAAUUUUAAAACGACUGUUUCCUAUUAGAAUAUAUUUUAAAAUAUAAUUAGCAGCUGUGAUGGCAAAGCUGAAUUUUCAGCAUCCUGUCACACGAUCCUUCAGAAAUCAUUCUGAUAUGCUCAAAACCAUUCCUUGCAUUAUACUACUCAGUGUUUGUGUGUGUAAACUGUGGUAUUUUUUUUUAGAAAUAAAAGUCUUAUCUUAUUUUAUAAGUAAAUAUAAACAUGUAUUUGUCACGUUUGAUCGAUUUAAUGCGUCCUGUGGGAUAUUCUGCAAAACAAAAAUUAUAAAAAGAUAACCCAGAUUGUUCAUAAUCCGUCCGUUGGCAUCGUGGCGUCAUGCCGCACUCGUGGAACUAACUUCCUGCCCUUUUCUCCUCUGAUCAGGGUGUUCGGCUUCCCUGUCCAUUACACAGACGUGUCAAACAUGAGUCGUCUGGCCAGGCAGAGGCUGCUGGGAAGGUCGUGGAGCGUCCCGGUCAUCCGUCACUUGUUUGCACCACUCAAAGAGUACUUCGCCUGCAUCUGAA
Molecule: messenger RNA, 4425 nt
Organism: Puntigrus tetrazona (Sumatra barb)
Lineage: Eukaryota; Metazoa; Chordata; Actinopteri; Cypriniformes; Cyprinidae
Gene: dnmt3ab
Product: DNA (cytosine-5-)-methyltransferase 3 alpha b
Exons: 21
Coding region: 179-2644 (821 amino acids)
Biological process (GO): negative regulation of DNA-templated transcription
Cellular component (GO): cytoplasm; nucleus
Molecular function (GO): methyltransferase activity
Source: RefSeq, a predicted model, not a curated record